Messenger RNA from Camelus dromedarius (Arabian camel), 12340 nucleotides. RefSeq names its product Dmx like 1 (gene DMXL1). Lineage: Eukaryota; Metazoa; Chordata; Mammalia; Artiodactyla; Camelidae. Gene Ontology annotation, molecular function: protein binding. Gene Ontology annotation, cellular component: RAVE complex. The transcript has 45 exons. Gene Ontology annotation, biological process: vacuolar acidification. The record is from RefSeq and is a predicted model, not a curated record. Bases 51 to 9206 code for a protein of 3051 amino acids.
CCCGGGGCAUGAGCCGGACGCGGCGUCGGUUGCUGGACUAAGGCGUCGACAUGAACCUGCACCAGGUGCUGACCGGGGCUGUGAACCCCGGCGACCACUGCUUCUCCGUGGGCAGCGUCGGCGACCAGCGCUUCACGGCUUAUGCAUCUGGAUGUGACAUUGUUAUACUGGGAAGUGAUUUUGAAAGAUUGCAAAUAAUCCCAGGAGCUAAACAUGGAAAUAUUCAAGUAGGAUGUGUAGAUUGUUCAAUGCAACAAGGCAAGAUUGCUGCAUCCUAUGGAAAUGUUAUCUCUAUUUUUGAACCAGUUAACCUACCGAAGCAAAAGAAAAAUUUGGAAUUAUAUAGUCAGUGGCAGAAAAGUGGCCAAUUUUUUCUGGACUCAAUAGCACACAAUAUAACUUGGGAUCCUGCAGGCAAUCGUCUCUUAACUGGUUCUAGCUGUUUGCAACUCUGGUCCAAUGCUAACUUGGAGAAGCCAGCUGAAGAUGAAAAUCCAGAUAAAACAGAUCUUAACUUUGGGGAUUGGAGAUGCAUUUGGCAUUGCAAAACUGCUUCCCAAGUUCAUUUAAUGAAAUUUUCACCAGAUGGAGAAUUUUUUGCCACUGCUGGGAAGGAUGACUGUCUUUUAAAGAUAUGGUAUAACGUAGAAAACUGGCGGACAGCUGUUACUUCUCCAGAUAAAAAUUCAGAACAAUCCGAAGGAGAAAUUGACUUUUCUUUUGUAUAUCUGGCCCAUCCUCGAGCUGUAAAUGGAUUUUCCUGGCGUAAAACAAGUAAAUACAUGCCUAGGGCUUCUGUAUGUAAUGUACUGUUGACUUGCUGCAAAGAUAAUGUAUGUCGUCUCUGGGUAGAGACAUUUUUACCAAAUGAUUGUUUGCUCUAUGGAGGUGACUGCAACUAUUGGACUGAAACAAUUAAUUUAACAAAUAACUUCAAGAGAAAUGCUUCCAGUAAGGAACGAGUUCAAAAUGCUUUAGAUGUUAAUCUCAAACAUUUUCGUAAAGGUCAUAGGAGAUCACUUGCAGUUGUGGCACAUACUGGAUACCUGCCACAUCAGCAAGAUCCUCAUCGCGUUCACAGGAACGCUCCACUGCAUGCCAAUGCACUUUGCCACUUUCACAUUGCAGCCAGCAUCAACCCAGCCACGGACAUUCCACUUCUUCCUUCUAUUACAUCUCUGAGUCUAAGUGAAAGUGAAGAGAAGAGUGGACCUUUUGUGGUACACUGGCUAAAUAAUAAAGAGUUGCAUUUUACUUUGUCCAUGGAAGUCUUUUUACAGCAACUUAAAAAAAGUUUUGAACAGCCGUGUUCUGAGGCCAGCGUAGAAGACUCUAAUCAGACAGAUGUAAAAUCUGAUGAAGAAAUGGAUGAUGGUGUUGAUGAUCUGAAAAUAAGUCAUGAAAAGAAGGAAUUGGGUGGUGAUAAAUUGAUACCAUCAGCUGCCGUUGAUCAUCAGAUUGAACUGCUUCUGUCUGAAUGGAGUAAAAAUGCAGACAUGCUAUUCAGUAUUCAUCCAAUGGAUGGUUCUUUGCUGGUUUGGCAUGUGGAUUGGCUGGAUGAAUACCAGCCUGGUAUGUUUCGUCAAGUACAGGUGUCCUUUGUUUCCAGAAUUCCGGUAGCUUUCCCCACAGGUGAUGCAAAUUCUCUCUGUAAAAGCAUAGUGAUGUAUGCCUGUACCAAGAAUGUUGACUUGGCUAUUCAGCAAGGGAAACAAAAACCUUCCAGCCUGACACGUUCCACGUCAAUGCUUAUCUCUUCUGGUCACAGUAAAUCAACUAAUAGUUUAAAAUUAAGUAUUUUUACCCCUAAUGUUAUGAUGAUUUCAAAGCAUGCUGAUGGCUCCCUAAAUCAAUGGCUGGUCAGUUUUGCUGAAGAAUCUGCUUUUUCUACAGUUCUCAGUAUUUCCCACAAAUCCAGAUAUUGUGGUCAUCGCUUUCAUCUUAAUGAUUUAGCUUGUCACUCAGUAUUACCAUUAUUGCUAACAACGUCACACCAUAAUGCAUUAAGGACACCAGAUGUUGAUAACCAGAAGGAACCUUGUGAUGCUGUGAAUACUGAAGGAUGUUCUUUGGCACAACAGAAUAAAAGCACUACUGACAUGGCCUUUCAGGAUCCCAAUGCAGUUUAUAGUGAGCUUAUUCUUUGGAGAGUUGAUCCAGUCGGGCCGUUGUCUUUUUCUGGAGGCGUUUCUGAGCUUGCCCGGAUUAAUUCUCUUCAUGUUUCUGCAUUUUCCAAUGUGGCAUGGCUGCCUACUCUUAUACCCAGUUACUGUCUAGGUGCAUACUGCAACUCUCCUAGUGCAUGCUUUGUAGCAAGUGAUGGACAAUAUCUUAGAUUAUAUGAAGCGGUUAUUGAUGCCAAGAAACUUCUAUAUGAGCUUUCCAGUCCUGAAAUUUCUAAAUAUGUUGGUGAAGUGUUUAACAUCGUAAGUCAACAGUCAACAGCCCGGCCAGGAUGCAUCAUCGCAUUAGAUCCCAUUACCAAACUUCAAGGCAGAAAAACACAGCUGCUUCAUGUUUUUCAAGAAGACUUCAUUUUGAAUAACCUUGAGAAGAAAAGUCUGGGAAAAGGCAGACUAUUAUCUGAUGAAGGCAACUCAUCUAAUGGAUUUUCUGAAAAAUUCUACCUAAUUGUGAUAGAGAGUGCCCAAGACAAUCGUUCACUGUUACGCAUGUGGAAUUUACAUCUAAAGUCCAUUCCUGUCUCACUGGAUGAAAAGGCAGAUACAAAAAUAUCUGAAGCAGUUUGGCAGCCAGGAGAACACUAUUCUCCAGAGAAGAUCCUGUCCCCUUUUUCACAAAAGUAUCAGGCUUGCAGAGCAAAUCUCCAGAGUACCAGCAAGCUGACUCUGUCUUCAGAAAUGGUUUAUAGCCAAGAGUUGGAUUUGCCAGAAGGAGUUGAGAUAAUAAGUGUUAAGCCAUCAGCAGGACAUCUGAGUUCUUCUUCCAUAUAUCCCAUGUGCAGUGCUCCUUAUUUAUUGGCAACUUCAUGCUCAGAUGAGAAAGUAAGAUUCUGGAGAUGCAGAGUAACAGAUGGAGAAUCUGCCACAUCAAAGAAUAGAGAAAUGAAUCUUACGUACAUUUGGGAAGAAUGGCCAUUACUUAUUGAAGAUGGACUGCAGAGCAAUAGUAGUAUAACUGUACCUGGUAGGCCUAUAGAAGUCAGCUGUGCACACACAAAUCGUUUAGCAGUAGCGUAUAAGCAGCCUGCAUCUAGUAGUAGAUCUUCUCAGGACUUUGUGAUGCAUGUGAGUAUUUUCGAAUGUGAGUCUACAGGAGGUUCAUGUUGGGUCCUUGAACAGACAAUUCAUUUAGAUGAGUUAAAUACAGUGUUGGAUUCUGGCAUUAGUAUUGAUAGCAAUUUAGUGGCUUAUAAUAAACAAGAGGUAUAUUUAUCCAGUAAAGAGAGUAUCACAUCAAACACAAAGCAUUUAGUUCACUUAGACUGGAUGUCUAGAGAAGAUGGUUCUCAUAUUCUGACUGUAGGAAUUGGAUCAAAACUUUUUAUGUAUGGACCCCUGUCUGGCAAGGUACAAGAACAUACUGGUAAGGAAAGCCUGGCAUUCCCUCUCUGGGAGAGUACUAAAGUUGUGCCUCUUUCUAAAUUUGUACUGUUACGAAGUGUGGACUUGGUUUCUUCUGUAGAAGGCUCUCCACCUUUUCCUGUUUCUUUAUCAUGGGUCCGGGAUGGCAUCUUGGUGGUAGGAAUGGACUGUGAAAUGCAUGUGUAUUCCCAGUGGCAGCCAUCUUCUAAACAAGAACCUGUUACAACAGAUUCAUACAAUGGGAGCACUCCAUCUAUAAUAAGUUUAAUAAAACAGAGUAACUCAUCAAGUUCUGGAUUACAUCCUCCGAAGAAAACUCUGACUCGGUCCAUGACUAGUCUUGCACAGAAAAUCUGUGGAAAGAAAACUGCACUAGAUCCCUCUAUGGAUAUGGAAGAUUCAGGACUUUUUGAAGCAGCUCAUGUUCUUUCCCCAACUUUACCUCAGUACCAUCCUUUGCAGCUUUUAGAACUCAUGGAUCUUGGAAAAGUUCGGAGAGCAAAGGCCAUCUUAUCGCAUCUUGUCAAGUGCAUUGCUGGGGAAGUUGUGGCUCUGAAUGAAGUUGAAUCUAAUCAUGAGCGCCGACUCAGGUCUCUCACCAUCAGUGCUAGUGGAAGCACUACCAGAGACCCUCAGGCAUUCAACAAGAGUGAAAAUACAGAUUACACAGAAAUUGAUUCUGUCCCUCCACUUCCCUUAUAUGCCUUACUUGCUGCAGAUGAUGAUAGCUGUUACUCAUCGUUGGAGAAAUCUAGUAAUCAGGGUACCUUAAAUAACUCAAACAAGUUGUCAAAAGAAAAUUAUGAUGAGCUUUUUCAGAUCUCAGCUUUAACGACUGAUAGUCAUGUGUUAGAGACAGAUGAAGAAAAUACAAAGCCCAGAGUUAUUGACCUUUCACAGUACAGUCCAACUUACUUUGGUCCUGAGCAUGCUCAGGUUCUUUCUGGCCACUUACUUCAUUCUAGUUUACCGGGACUCAGCCGGAUGGAGCAGAUGUCUUUGAUGGCUUUAGCGGAUACAGUUGCAACUACCAGCACUGAUAUUGGAGAAAGCAGAGACAGAAGCCAAGGUGGAGAAACUCUUGAUGAAUGUGGGUUAAAAUUUCUUUUGGCUGUUCGACUUCAUACUUUUCUUACAACUUCUCUUCCAGCUUAUCGAGCUCAACUGCUUCACCAAGGCCUGUCUACUAGUCAUUUUGCCUGGGCAUUUCAUUCAGUAGCAGAAGAAGAACUGCUGAACAUGUUGCCAGCAAUGCAGAAAGAUGAUCCCACAUGGUCUGAACUUAGAGCUAUGGGAGUGGGAUGGUGGGUCCGGAAUACCCGCAUCUUACGCAAAUGCAUAGAAAAGGUAGCCAAAGCAGCCUUUUAUAAAAAGAAUGAUCCUUUAGAUGCUGCCAUUUUUUACCUUGCAAUGAAAAAGAAAGCUGUGAUUUGGGGAUUAUACAGAUCCCAAAAAGAUUCCAAGAUGACACAGUUUUUCGGACACAAUUUUGAGGAUGAAAGAUGGCGUAAAGCAGCUUUAAAGAAUGCUUUUUCUUUGUUAGGAAAACAAAGAUUUGAACACUCUGCAGCAUUUUUUCUUUUAGCUGGUUGCCUCAGAGAUGCAAUUGAGGUAUGUCUUGAGAAAUUGAAUGACAUUCAGUUGGCUCUUGUAAUAGCAAGACUCUAUGAGUCUGAAUUUGAUGCAUCUGCAACAUACAAAUCUAUUUUAUGUAAAAAAGUCUUGGGAAUUGAUUCUCCUAUCAGUGAACUCAAUUCAUUGAAUAUAAAUAUGCAUUAUGAUCCUUUUCUUCGGAGUAUGGCAUAUUGGAUUUUGGAAGAUUAUAGUAAUGCUCUGGAAACAUUAAUAAACCAACCUAUCAGAGAGGAUGAUGAUCAUGUCAUGAUGUCAGCCUGUAAUCCUGCAGUUUUUAAUUUCUACAAUUAUCUAAGAACACAUCCUCUUUUGCUGAGACGUCAUUUCGGAUCAUCUGAUGCAUUUUCCACGCACAUGAGUUUAACAGGAAAGAGUGGACUGGCAGGAACAAUUAAUUUAAGUGAAAGAAGAUUAUUUUUUACUACUGCGAGUGCUCAUUUAAAAGCUGGCUGCCCCAUGUUGGCUUUGGAAGUAUUAUCCAAGAUGCCAAAAGUCAUCAAGAAAACGAAACCCUUUUGUAGAACAUCUAGUUUUCUGGAUACUAGUAAAGUGUGUUCCCCUUCUUCGUUAAAAUUGGAUGCAAAGGAGGAUAAGUCUUCUGCUAUUGAUUGGUCACAGUCACUGCUAAAUGGUUUUGGAUCUUCUUCAGAGGGUUCCUCAGAGAAGCAGUCAAAUUCCACUCUUUCUUUUGACUGGAGCCAACCAAGUAUUGUAUUUCAAGAUGACUCUUUAGAAUUAAAAUGGGACAGUGAUAAUGAUGAAGAAAAUGAGGAUCUCCCUAUUUCAAUGAAAGAAUUAAAGCCUUUACAGAGAAAAAUAGGGAAAAAAAUAGAUGAAACAAGUUCUAAUUACUCAGAAUCUCUCAGCACACUAGAUGAAAAUGACAUUUUAGAUCCAUCAGAAGAUAUAAUUGCAGUUCAGUUAAAAUUUAGAGCAUGUUUAAAGAUUCUCACAGUAGAACUCCGUACCUUAUCUACUGGUUAUGAAAUAGAUGGUGGGAAAUUGCGAUACCAGCUGUACCACUGGCUUGAAAAAGAGGUGAUCGCUCUUCAGAGGACUUGUGACUAUUGUUCAGAUCCUGAAGAAUUACAGUCUGCAUUUGGUGAAAAUGGAGAUGAAUUUGGAUUAAAUGAAGAUGCUGAAGAUGUGCUUCACCAAACAAAAGUGAAACAACUGAGAGAAAAUUUUCAGGAAAAAAGACAGUGGCUUUUGAAAUAUCAGUCACUCUUGAGGAUGUUUCUUAGUUACUGCAUACUGCAUGGGUCCCACGGUGGGGGUCUUGCAUCUGUGAGAAUGGAAUUGAUUUUGCUUCUACAAGAAUCUCAGCAGGAAACAGCAGAACCAAUAUUUUCUAGCCCUCUGUCAGAACAAACCUCAGUACCUCUUCUCUUUGCUUGUACAGCCAGUGCCAAAACAGUAGUUGCCAAUCCGUUAUUGCACCUUAGUAAUUUAACACAUGAUAUUUUACAUGCCAUCAUAAACUUUGAUUCACCACCCCAUCCUGAUGUCCAGAGCAAUAAAGUAUAUGUAAUGCAUACUUUAGCAGCCUCACUUUCUGCUUGUAUUUAUCAGUGCCUUUGUGGUAGUCAUAACUACAGUUCAUUUCAAACAAAUCAGUUUACUGGAAUGGUGUAUCAGACAGUAUUGCUUCCCCGACGACAUUCUUUGAAAACAGGAAGCUUAGAUGAAGCCAUCACUCCCAAUACAUCACCAGCUCAGUGGCCAGGAAUAACUUCUCUAAUUCGACUUCUGAAUUCUUCCGGGGAAGAAGCCCAGUCAGGGCUUACAGUCUUACUCUGUGAGAUUCUCACAGCAGUGUAUCUUAGUCUCUUCAUCCAUGGCUUGGCAACACAUUCUAGUAACGAACUAUUUCGGAUUGUGGCCCAUCCUCUAAAUGAAAAAAUGUGGUCUGCUGUAUUUGGUGGAGGUGCACAUGUCCCCAGCAAAGAACAGACGCACUCAAAAGCUUUACCUGUUUCUUCACUAGUGGAAGAAGGAGAGAAACAGAGCAAACGUUUUAGGCCAUCAAAAAUGUCUUGCAGAGAAUCUGCCCCAGUGGCCUCUUCCUCACCACCAGUAAGCCAGGAGUCACUGACAGUCAAAGAGAAGUUCAUCCCACCUGAGCUCAGUAUCUGGGACUAUUUCAUUGCCAAGCCUUUUCUACCCCCUUCUCAAAGUAGAGCAGAAUAUGAUUCAGAGGAGAGUCUGGAAAGUGACGAUGAAGAUGAAGAUGUUUUAGCUUCAGAUUUUCAUCUCCAAGAGCACUCUAAUUCAAAUUCAUAUAGUUGGUCACUGAUGCGUUUGGCAAUGGUGCAGUUGGUACUCAGCAAUUUGAAGACUUUCUAUCCUUUUGCAGGUCAUGAUCUUUCAGAGCUUCCAGUUAGUUCACCACUUUGUCAUGCUGUUCUAAAAACUCUACAGUGUUGGGAACAAGUUCUUCUCCGGCGACUUGAAAUCCAUGGUGGUCCACCUCAAAACUAUAUUGCAAGUCAUACCUCUGAAGACAGUGUGUCUGCAGGUCCUGCAAUUCUCCGCCACAAAGCUUUGCUGGAACCUUCAAACACUCCUUUCAAAUCAAAACACCAUCUGGCACUGUCUGUGAAGAGACUCUGGCAGUACUUGGUGAAACAGGAAGAAAUUCAAGAAACCUUUAUUAGAAAUAUAUUCACAAAGAAAAGGUGUCUAAAUGAGUCAUUAGACGACAGCUGUGAAACCAUCAAAAAUUCUAUGAUGGAGGAGCCAAACAUCAAUAAGAUAGAAGCAGAUUUGGGAUAUCCUGGAGGUAAAGCAAGAAUUAUUCAUAAAGAAUCUGACAUCAUUACUGCCUUUGCUGUUAAUAAAGCAAAUAGAAACUGCAUAGCAAUUGCUUCGAGUCAUGAUGUUCAAGAACUGGAUGUUUCUGGAAUUCUGGCCACACAGAUCUAUACUUGGGUAGAUGAUGAUAUAGAAAUGGAAACCAAAGGGUCAGAAGAUUUCUUGGUUAUACAUGCUCGUGAUGAUUUAACAGCUGUGCAAGGUACAACCCCAUAUACACAUAGCAAUCCUGGUACUCCAAUUAACAUGCCAUGGCUUGGUAGCACACAGACUGGCAGAGGAGCAUCUGUGGAUUAUUCCAAUAAAUUUAAUGGGAUCAGAAAGGAAUUGGCAAGAAAGGAGAUGAUUAAGAAAGCCAUUAAUAAUGUCAGAAGAAUGACUUCUCAUCCAACUCUUCCUUACUAUCUGACAGGAGCUCAAGAUGGAAGUGUCAGAAUGUUUGAAUGGGGCCAUUCUCAACAAAUAACCUGUUUCCGAUCUGGUGGCAAUUCAAGAGUUACAAGAAUGAGAUUUAACUAUCAGGGAAAUAAGUUUGGAAUAGUUGAUGCUGAUGGAUAUUUAAGUUUGUAUCAGACAAACUGGAAAUGUUGUCCAGUUACUGGAAGUAUGCCUAAGCCGUACCUGACUUGGCAGUGUCACAACAAAACAGCCAAUGAUUUUGUCUUCGUUAGUUCCUCCUCUCUGAUAGCUACAGCUGGUCUUUCGACUGACAAUAGAAACAUAUGUUUGUGGGACACUCUUGUAGCACCUGCCAAUAGUUUAGUACAUGCUUUUACUUGCCAUGAUAGUGGAGCCACUGUUUUAGCAUAUGCUCCAAAACAUCAGGUGCUAAUAUCAGGUGGCAGAAAAGGCUUUACAUGUGUAUUUGACCUUCGGCAACGACAACAGAGGCAGCUUUUCCAGAGCCAUGAUUCUCCUGUUAAAGCCAUUGCUAUUGAUCCAACUGAAGAGUAUUUUGUUACAGGAUCUGCCGAAGGCAACAUAAAGAUUUGGAGUCUCUCUACCUUUAGUCUUCUCCACACUUUUAUUAAUGAACAUGCUCGGCAGUCCAUUUUCAGAAAUAUUGGAACUGGAGUGAUGCAAAUUGAGACAGGGCCAGCAAAUCACAUUUUUUCAUGUGGAGCUGAUGGAACAAUGAAAAUGAGAAUACUGCCGGAUCAGUUUAGCCCAUUAAAUGAAGUGUUGAAAAAUGAUGUGAAAUUUAUGCUGUAGCAUUUUGACAAUAAGAUGUGUAACUUAUUCCCUAUUCCAUGAAGUGGCCAACACAUACGAUGUACAGUGAUUACUCUCCUUGUCACAAAUAAGCUAAUGCUUUCUUGUUUUUAUAUUUAUUUUAUGGAGCUUUGCCCUUGAUGCACUGAUGCCUUAAAAAUUAACAAGGUCAUUCAGAAUUAGACUAUAUUGCCUAAAGUAGAAUGUGUAAGUAAUGCUAUAAUAAUACAUAUUUAUAGUAUGUUAUAGUGAGUAUAUCAUAGUGUUAAAGUAGUUUUGUUUUCUGUUAUUGAUAAAUUCUUCUGCAGAUAUCUCUGCAUGAGUUUGUUUCACAGUAAAAAUACCCUCUAUGUAAAGGCAGUUGCACAUUAGUCAUCACUUAAGUCACCACACUCUCACUUCCUUUUUCAAACUUAAACAUCUCAGACUCCUCUCUUAAUUAAUGAUAGAUUGAUAUUUGGGUAAGAGUCAAAAAAAUAAUGAACAUGUCCAUUAAGACUGUCAUUGGGACUUUUGUGAUAAAUGAGCCAAAUAGUUCGUUACGUAAAGUUUUCAUCAUUUCCCCUCUGGAGCCCAAAUUGUGUGUGUGUGGUUUUGUGUAUAUAUGUAAUAUAUCUUACACAUCUUAUUUGAAUUUAGUUUGCGUGUGUGUGUAUAUAUAUAUAUAUAUGUGUGUGUGUGUGUGUAAGAGAAAACUACUUGUUUUUGCGUUUGUUUUUGUGCCAUAACAACUACUGCCACCAGAAUAACAACUUUUUUCGUAACUUUUUUUUUUCCCUUUUUUUUUUAAUUUUUGAAUUCUCAUUCUAAGUUUCAAAUAAACUUCAGGAACACUUCCAAGAUUAUUAUUUUAAAGAUUACAUUGAGUCAAAUAAGUCUUAGCAGGCAACAGUGAUUCUUUGUUGGCAUAUAUGCAGCACUUAAAAGUAAGUUUAUAAAUUUGUCAAAGGAUUUUUGAGCACCAGAUAUUUUACUUAAAUGUUAUUUUAUUUCUUGUCUUUUAGGUGCUUUUAGUCUCAAAGUCCUGAAAACCUUAUAGCAGUGUUUUUAGACACAAAUGUGAAAACAGUCAAAUUAAAUAGAUAGUAUUUACAAAUGUAAAAUACCUGCUGGAUCAACCAUUAAUAGAAAAUAAACUAAACCUUAUAUUUUAUUAUUUUUGCCAAAAUAUAUUAUUUUAUUAUAAAAUAUGACCAAAAUAUUAAAAAUGCACAAUGCUUUUAACUUAAGUGUGCUAACCCUACUUCUGUCUGUUUUGUGCUCUACCUUUUCUGACUCAGAAUUAUAGAAAACUUGAUAAUACUUGAUUUUAACCAAGGAGACUGGAGGCAGAUGGGACUAAGUGUUUAAGGGACAAUUAUAUACUAUUAGCUUAAAUAUAUUUUGUUAAUAGGAACAUUAAUAGAACAUUUUUAUGUAAGAAAAUAUGGACAGCUAUUAUUUUGGAAAUUAAAGAGUCAAAUGAAGCAGAGAAAUGAAGGGCUGGUAAAAUGAGUUUUGUAAUAUCCUCAGGAUACUUUUAUCUUAAAAGUAUAUUGUUAAAAGAUUUUGUAAAUUGUAUUCAUAAUUUUAAAUGUGUUGAGCAAGUUGCAGUGAAGACAUUGUCAUUAUGUAGAAAGUUUAUGUGCACAUGAUAACCUGUACCUAUAAUUGUGCAAUAACAAUAUGUGACUAUUUUGCCAUGGAGAAAUCUGUGACAGCAUUGCAAACAGUACUAUUGUUUGAUGUAGUUAAGCUUAAGUUAUUUUUCAUUAAUUUCUUCACAAAUCAAGAUUCAAGAUUCAGAAGGCUUUGAACACUUUCAGUGAGAUAGAAAAUUUACUAUUAUGCUUAUUAGGAAAAUGGCAUUAUAGGUGAAGAAUUAAGCAUUUUAAUUGAGGGUUUAUAUGAAUAAUAAAUUAUGUAAGCCCAUAUGUAUUUACAUCCAGAGUCAUAAUAUUUUAAAUAAACAAUCAUGCUGUGACUUUUUUAGCAUUUUUAAGUAAUAUUUCUGCCACUUCAGUUGACUUGAAGUAUGUGUGACAUUUUAAAUUGGAGAAUUUCUGUAUUUGUAUUUGGUUAAUGUGGAAAGGACUGCAUAACUUUCCCAGAUACCCUGUUCUUCCUUUUCUAGAAUAUUUCUUAUUUAAUGGGUAAGCAUUAUUCAAAAAAGGUGAGAAUAAAAAUAGUUGGAAUAUAUGUUUUAAGUAUAAAAUGAUGUACAUAUAUGUAAAAUUUCAUCCACACUAAUGGAAUGAAUACAUCAAAAUACAUUUUUAAAAUGUUGUGCUUUCUGAGAAUGAGGCUUUGUAAUGAUGGAGGAAUUCACAACAUUGCAAGUCUCAUUUUCUAAAAUGGAGAAUUUUUCUUAAUGUAGAAUCAUAGGACAGUCAAUUCAAUUCUCCUUUCAUGCUCUCUUUGUCUCGCUCCAAUUCAUUUCUUUUAAAAAAAAGUUUUAAAAACCGUUGCAGAAUUUCUCAAACUGGUCUCAACAAUUGGAACCCAAUACAGAGAUACACCUACUUAAAGAAAAUCCUUAUACAACCUUAAGAGUGGUGAUGAUCUUUUUAUAACAGUGUUGGAAACCCAGAGAGACAUAUUUUACUGAACAAAAAAUUUAAAUGUCAUAUUGCAGGGGGCCAUAGUCAAAAAAACAGGAAAAGUAUUACUGUCCCUAAUACAAAGAGAUUUUAAAGUGAUAAAUAAUGGAGAAAUCAGACAAUUGCUUUUUUUUUAAAGCAACAAUGUAAUACUACUGUUCAUUAAAUUAGUAUGAAGUGAAAACAGUGAUAGCAGUUUGGCGACAAUGCAAGGAAGUAGGCACUGUGAAACAUUGCUGGCAGAACAAAAUUACAAAGUUACCUAGACAUAUUAAGAUUGAAAACAUAAUUUUCACAUAAUUUUUUGAGAGUAUCCUUUAUGGUAAAAACACCUAUGUACAAAAAUACUAAGUUUACAGAUGUUUAUUGAGACAUCUAGUAGAGCAAGAAAAAUAGAAAUCUAAAUGUUAAUUAGUAUGUAGAUGGUGGAAUAAAUUGUGGUACAUCCAUACAGUGGACUGUUCUGUCAACCCUAAAAGAAUAUUAGAUUUGUAUCCGUUGAUCUGAAAAGAGGCUGGUGAAAAAAAUUUUCGAAGUAAAAGGCGUUAUAUCCCA